Molecule: messenger RNA, 1648 nt
Organism: Pimephales promelas (fathead minnow)
Lineage: Eukaryota; Metazoa; Chordata; Actinopteri; Cypriniformes; Leuciscidae
Source: RefSeq, a predicted model, not a curated record
GGUGUAGCUGGGAACCCAAUGGUCAAGUCUGUCCUGGAUAAAACCAAAUACUCUGUGGAAUCCAUGAUAACAACAUUGGAUCCUGGGAUGGCACCUUACAUCAAGUCUGGAGGAGACGUGGACAUCGUUGUGACAUCAGAUAAAGAAGUGAAGGUGGCAGCGGUGCGCGACGCCUUCCAGGAAGUGUUUGGUUUGGCCAUGGUGACUGGAGAGGCGGGUCAGUCCAACAUCGCCCCGCAGCCGGUGGGAUACGCCGCAGGGGUCAAGGGAGCUCAGGAGCGCAUUGACAGUCUGCGUCGCGCGGCUAUCAUUCAUGAGAAGCAGCCAGUAGUCUCGGUGGAGAACUUCAUAGCUGAACUCUUUCCAGACAAGUGGUUUGACAUCGGCUGUCUGAUCUUGGAUGAUCCUGGGAAUGGGAUUCACAUUGAGACGUUCACUCAGGCUACACCGGUGGCCCUGCAGCACGUACAGCAGGCACAGUCCCUGACUCCUCCUGACUAUAACUUGCGCUGGUCCGGUCUGCUAGUGACGGUGGGGGAAGUUCUGGAGAGAAGUGUGCCCAACGUGAGCCGCACAGACUGGCACCAGGCCUUCACCGGGACGUCCCGCCGGCAGAUGAUCUUCUCUGCUGCCAGGGCUCUGGCUGGCAUGUACAAGCUGCGUUUGCCCUCCAGGACAGUGUGAACAUCAGAUGCCGCUGCGUCACACAGACCGCAGAUUCCCAGAACAGCGCAGGAAUCACCUUUCCAUCUGUAGGUGUCCUGUGUUCUCCGUCAUGUCCCAUCACACGCCUGAGCUGACUCACAUUAUCCAGCGAGAGAGAACCUUUUCAUCAGCUGCGUUUCUGCAUCAUGUCUGAAUAAACCAGCUACAGGGCAGAGAAACUAGUGUCGCUCUUUUAAAUUAUUGAUUCAAUUGAAUAUUAUGCCCUUGAUUAUACUUGAGUUUGAUAUGAAUAAAUGACGGCGUCCCAGUCUGUACGAUGGAAAUAAAAACACGUGUCAUCAUGACCAGAAUGCAUCUGUUGUCCUACAGAGGGUCCGUUUCUUUUGAAAUUAAAUAUUUAAUUAAGAUUAAAUCUCACCAAGGCAAAGAUGAGUCUUAUCAACCAGAUGCAUAACACUCAUGUUUACAUUUGUAAUCAAAUACUUUGACUUGGAGGUUUUUAAAAAACAUUCAUAACAUUGUGAAUAUACAAUUUUGAUGUCACGGUUUUUGGAUCUUAUUGUAUAGUAUUUUCUUUUCGUUCUAAUCAUCAUCUUCACAAACAUUGUAACAAUAUUGUGUUUGUCUUCAUGUUCGUUUCUUUCACAGCUUGGUCCAUGUCGGUGUUUACUGCGGUCUGCUCCUCAUAUAAAUAAACCGGUUACUACAGAUGUUACAUAAAACAAUCUUAAAUCUGUGCGCUGUGAUAUUCUGCAGUUAGCGAUGAUCUUGCAGCAGGAGGGUUUGCUCAGAGCCACGCAGGAACACACACACAUACAUCUGGGCAUGACCUCUGAGUGACCGCUGAUGUGUAGCACAUGGACCCAAAGAGCCUUUAAAUGUUUAUAAUAUUUCUCUAGAAAAACUGUGGAUGAUUUUGUUUUAUGCCAUUUUACAAACGUGCCUUUGACCUUGCAGACGAGUAAAACAUUUUUGUAAAGCC